GGCAGAGCUACCCUCGCUAUGUCGCAGUAGGGUACAAGGGUAAAUGACCUGCCACUUAUAAACAAACAUCCGGAUACUCAUUCUGCUUUCCGUAAGUGUAAGGAACAGACGUCUACUAAAUGGAAGCCGCAGGUAAGAGAAGCAUAAUAUGUCUCAUUCAUUUCCCGUCUAGGAAUUGAACAAUUUCUACUUCCGUCACCUAAUACUUUCACAAUCUACAAUGCCAAAGAACUACGCGCUACACCUGGGUAGACAACAUAAUUGCACCCGUUUCUGAACCAGAAAAAUCACCAUCGACCCCUCGGUGUAUCCAUUCGCCUAACACAAUUAUCGCUUCACCAUGGGUCCACCGCAGCCGUCAUCUAUUCCCAAUGUCCCGCGACAAUGGAGGACUCCUAUCGUUCCCGAAAACGUAAUACGACGCCUCAUUGAUUGUUUAGGCUUACCAGAACCAAAAUCGAUUUUCGUACCACCUGGAUCUUUGGCGUCAACUCCCCAAUACCAUACGACCUACAAGAUCAACUUGCCUCGAGGAUCCAUGAAGUCAUUUAGCUCGUCGAAACCACCCAACUCCGACGGGAGCCACACUCUAACACUCAAAGUAUAUAAUAAGACCAUUCCCGGAACCAAAACAAUGAAUGAAGUAUCUAUAAUGGCUUGGCUAGUUAAAUGCACUUUGAUCCCAGUCCCUUCCGUCGUGUCGUUCGGUGAUGACAAUACCAAUCCUCUUGGUUGUGAAUACAUCCUGAUGGAUACGGGACCUGGUGUCCCUGCCGAGUACCUUUAUAAUUCGUUGGAUGAAUCGAAAAAGGCGCAUAUAAGCCAUUGUGGUGGGUUGAGCAUGAACGCAUCCGGCAGAUUUGUCCCCGGUCCCCUCGUGGAAGAAGGCUUCUGGUAUGAGCCAGAGAUUAUUCAUUAUUGGAGGGGAUCCAAGUCUGUGGCUUCUGCGAACUCAUCUGGUCCAUUCAAAACGUACACCGACUUCUUGAAAGACUAUAUACUAAAGUGCGUUGAAAAUAUCCGCGGACACGAAUCUCUUAAGUGGAUGGAAGACUUGACACCCCGCCUGGAAGCUUUCGCCACUCGCCUAGAAGCAAACCCCGAAGUUUUGAACAAUACGAGAUACGUUUUGACGCAUAGGAACCUGAGCCUCGGAAAUGUCAUCUGCAAUUCUGAAACAGGUAAAAUCAACGCGAUUACAGGAUGGGACUUUUCGGCCGUCCUUCCACUACCGAUGUGGUCAACCGGGAGUAAUUUCCUUUGGAACGGCCAAGAUACACCCGAAUCUAGAGCCGAACAGGAACGCCUCAUCGAUAUGUUCGAACAAUUAUGCGCCGAUCGCGACCCUUCCAAAUGUUUACUCAACAACUCCAGUGAUGAACAUCCACAUUGUCUCUUCAAGUUCAUUUUAAGCCACCUACAUGGGAUCAUCGAAGUUUGCCCUAAAAACCAGAUGAUGGCCGAUGCCAAGAUUUGGCGACAAGCUCUUGAAUACGCGGAUUGGUAA
Hypoxylon trugodes is the source of this 1507-nucleotide messenger RNA. RefSeq names its product kinase-like domain-containing protein. The record is from RefSeq and is a predicted model, not a curated record. Bases 341 to 1507 code for a protein of 388 amino acids. The transcript is spliced from 2 exons. NCBI's taxonomy places the organism in Eukaryota, Fungi, Ascomycota, Sordariomycetes, Xylariales, Hypoxylaceae.